AUGAGUUGGAGAAUAUAUGGAAUGCUAUUAAUAGACAAAAUGAUAUUCUAGAUUUUAAAACCAUUAAUGAUCAAGCAUAAUGAAAUCAAAUUUAGUGAAAUAAUUUUGCUUAGCUGUUUCACUAUAAUUAUAAUUAUGACAUAGAGAUUUACAAACAAUUAAUUUAUGAAUACAAUUUUAGAUAUCUCAGUACCAAAUUUCAUAAAUUAGGUUUAUAUUAGUAGGCAUCAAAAGACUCCAAAUCAAAUUAAACUAUUAAAAAAUCUUAGCUUUACAAUUCUUCUAUCAAAUAAAAUCUAUUUAGUCAUUCUAGUAUAAUACUAAACUUAAAACUAAUUUGAGAUCUGA
Tetrahymena thermophila SB210 is the source of this 348-nucleotide messenger RNA. RefSeq lists its product as hypothetical. The transcript is spliced from 3 exons. Lineage: Eukaryota; Ciliophora; Oligohymenophorea; Hymenostomatida; Tetrahymenidae. The record is from RefSeq and is a predicted model, not a curated record.